Molecule: messenger RNA, 1137 nt
Organism: Hippopotamus amphibius kiboko
Lineage: Eukaryota; Metazoa; Chordata; Mammalia; Artiodactyla; Hippopotamidae
Gene: FCER2
Product: Fc epsilon receptor II
Exons: 11
Coding region: 1-1137 (378 amino acids)
Molecular function (GO): signaling receptor activity
Source: RefSeq, a predicted model, not a curated record
AUGGAGGAAAGUUCAUACUCAGAGUUUCCAAAAUUUCACAGAAGGCGGAGGCAGUGCUGCAGGAGGGGGGUACAAGUGGCGCUGGUGGGGCUGGUGAUCGCAGCUCUAUGGGCUGGGAUGCUGACUCUGCUUCUCCUGUGGCAUUGGGACACCGCGCAAAAACUGAAACGGCUGGAGGAGGCCGCUGCCCGGAAUGUCUCUCAGGUGUCCAAGGACUUGGAAAGACACAAGGGUGACCAGACGGCCGAGAAAUCCCAGGCUGCCCAGAUGCUUCAGGUCAUGGAGAGAAUCCAAGAUGAACAGAAGAGAAUGCAAUCUCAGGAAUCUGAGCUCUCUCGGAACCUGGAUGGUCUUCGAGCUGACCUGAGCAACUUGAAGUCCCACAGCUUGAAUGAGAGGCACGCGGCCUUGGAUUCACUGGAGAGACUCCAGGAGGAGGUGGGGAAGCUGUGGAUGGAGCUACACGAGUCCAACGCCCAGACCCCAGGAGUGAUGCUGCCACCCACUCUGCCCAUGGUACCCACAGCGCCUGCCACUGUGCCCACCAUAGCACCCACCCCGGCACCCACCACGGUACCCACCACGGCACCCACCACGGCACCCACCAUGGUAUCCACCACGGCACCCACCCCGGCACCCACCACGGUACCCACCACCACAGCACCCACCCCGGCAUCCACCAUGGUACCCAUCACAGCAUCCACCACGGUGGCCCCCCUCAGCCUCUCCUCCGCCCCAGGCUCCGUGUGCAACACGUGCCCCGAGGAGUGGAUCUACUUCCAAAAGAAGUGCUACUACUUCGGUGAGGGCGCCAAGAAAUGGAUCCAGGCCCGGUACGCCUGCAGCAAACUGCACGGGCGGUUGGUUAGCAUCCACAGCAAGGCGGAGCAGGACUUCCUGACCAAACGCUCCAACAAGAGGGGCUCCUGGAUUGGCCUUCGGGACCUGGACAUCGAGGGGGAGUUCAUCUGGAUGGACAAUAACCCCCUGGACUAUAGCAACUGGCAGCCGGGGGAGCCCAACGACGCAGGCCAGGGCGAGAACUGCGUGAUGAUGCUGGGCUCGGGGCAGUGGAAUGACGCCUUUUGCGGCAGCUUCCUGCACGGCUGGGUGUGUGACCGGCAGGCCACAUGCUGA